AGCACAGCACUAGGAAAUGCUCAGACUAAUGGCGUCUUCACAACGCGUCGGACGGAUCAGCUGAUUCUUAUAUCUGCCUGGACAACUACAUAAAGACCUAAGAGGUGAAUUUCAUCUGGUUUUGCCUCAGGCCCCCUGAUGUGCGCAAGAUCCCGGACAUCGCUCACGGCUCACAACAACUCCAUAAAAACCUCCUCCCGCCUCCUACAGAAUGGAAUCUGUCAUAAAUACUCUAACCACCACCAGCCGAACCGUAUCUGCCUCGUGCUCCCUUCCCACGUUGCUUAGCAGCCAAGCCAGGGUGUUGACGUUCUCACGAGUGCUUCCUGUAAACACUCAAGAAUACGCAAGCCUCUCGCUGCACAACAGCCCACUUCAGAGUGAGAAAAUGGCAGCACCAGAUGAGAAAACAUUGCUGGCCCAACUCAUUCCAUUACAAUCGGACAGCAUGCAUCUAGGAUAGGAAAGGGAGGAAAUGUGCUUGACCCUUUCACCACUCCGUCUAUCAGACCUUCUCUGUACAAAUUGUGGCUAAUUUAAUGUGCAUUUAAAAGUUUGCCUGCCGCAAUGGAUAUAAAUGUCUGGGCUUUCCAGAUGCACUGGUGCGCUGGAGCAGCAGUCGCGGUCUAGAUUGACAGCGCUUAAAAGCUUUGCGCUGUUUGUAUUGGCGUAUGAAAGCGUGAGGCUUUUGUUACGUGACCUGUUAUGUUUUUCAGCUCUGCAGCGGGAACCAUGACCACAGCGAGGUACCGACCCACAUGGGAUUUGGCCCUGGACCCGCUCGUGUCUUGUAAGCUGUGCCUAGGAGAGUUUCCUUUGGAGCAAAUGACCACCAUCACCCAGUGCCAAUGCGUCUUCUGCACCCUGUGCCUGAAGCAGUAUGUGGAACUUCUCAUCAAAGAGGGCUUUGAAACUGCUAUCGGUUGUCCAGACUCAGCCUGUCCAAAACGUGGACAUUUACAGGAAAAUGAGAUUGAAUGCAUGGUGGCCGCAGAGAUAAUGCAGAGGUACAGGAAGCUGCAGUUUGAGAAAGAGGUGUUGCUGGAUCCGCGCCGGACCUGGUGCCCGUCUUCCACGUGCCAGGCAGUGUGCCAGCUGAAAGAGUCUGACACUCCACUUCCGCAGUUGGUGCGGUGCAGCGUCUGCACACACGAGUUUUGUUCCGCCUGCAAGGCCACCUGGCACCAGGACCAAGACUGCCAGGAGAACGUUCCCAUGACCUCCUUUCUACCUGGAGAGAGCAGUUCUUUCUUUAAGGCCGAUGAUGACGACACCCCCAUCAAACGUUGUCCCAAAUGUAAAGUGUACAUAGAGAGAGAUGAGGGCUGUGCCCAGAUGAUGUGUAAAAACUGCAAGCAUGCAUUCUGCUGGUAUUGCCUGGAGUCUCUGGACGACGACUUCCUCCUGAUUCACUAUGACAAAGGACCCUGCCGGAACAAAUUAGGCCACUCGCGAGCCUCCGUGAUCUGGCACAGAACACAGGUUGUUGGAAUCUUUGCUGGUUUCGGUCUCCUUUUACUGGUAGCAUCACCUUUCUUGCUGCUGGCCACGCCCUUUGUUCUGUGCUGUAAGUGUAAAUGCAGUAAAGGUGACGAUGACCCUUUACCCACCUAACAGCCCGUCCAGAGGGGUCGCUGUACGAGGAAUUCUGGUCAUCUCCUUUAAUCGCUUUUCUUUUCUUCCUCCGCCUUCGAGCUCUUCAUCAAGCGGUGGGACCUGCGCAUUUGAAGCCGCAACGUGAGCAUCUCGCGCCAAGGUUACCGGCACAGCUAGCUGAGUAGGCUACAUCCCGGCAGGCUCAAAGAGACCAAAAGGGACCUGACGCUUGCUUAGGUGGAGGAUUUGAAAGUGGAGAUCCCUCUCCGCAGUACUAAGGGAGACAGCAUGGGGGCGCUGUUCCAUUCUGGCGCUUGUCUUUUUGUGUGCGAACGUUUUGCAUAUGCUCUCCUGGAGGGUUCUGUUCUCUAACAGAGAAUAUAUUGAGUAUGUUUGUCUGUCUGUGUGCACAGUAGCAGUUCAGUCAUAUGGUUAAUUCGUUUUCACUUGUAUUGCACAGAGAUGGGGCUUUUUCACAUUUUAUUUGUGAACGUAUCUAAUUUCUUGAACAGAAACAUUACAAUUUUAACAUUAGUUUAUUGUCUUUUAUUCUAAACCCACAGAUAAACGAAAGCUCUGUUCCAAAACCUAGUGAGCUGUCAUGCUUUCUAUUUCCUACACAGCUACUUUUAAAGGUCCAGUGUGUAAUUUUUGCAGUAUCUAUUGACAGAAUUGCAAUAUUAUAUACACAACUAUGUCUUCAGAGGUGUAUGGAGACCUUUUUAAUACCUUAGAAUGAGCUAUUUCUAUCAAUAUACAUGGCAGGGUCCCCUUGCAUGGAAUUCGCCAUGUUGUUUCUACAGUAGCCCCAAACGGACAAACUGCUCUACUGAGCGCAUUUUAUAAAUACGUUAUCUCCUUUGGCAAAGAGGUGACAACGUGAAGACAACUUAAUCUUGUGUCAGCCUUCGUAUUGCUUUGAAAGGGAGGGGGUAGGUGGAUUGAGCCGUUGGUUGCAAUUUCAAAUCUCAUCGCUAGAUGCCGCUUAAUUUCAUAACUGGACCUUUAAAGCCAGCAUCAUGGAACUUUUCUGCAGACUGCAACUCUGUGCAUCAUCCUAAUGUGAAGCGCAUGAAAGACUCGACUCACUGUUGAUUUCAGUAGAGUUUUGAAUUAGCAUGUUGCUUAGUUGUAGGAUAUGCUAAUAACCAUAAAAAAUGAAGUACACACAAAGAAAUCGUACUAUUCGGUUAUUAAAUGGUGACGUAAGAAGCACCGUUUCGGGCUCCAAGCUAUUCAUUUCGCGCGGGAGCAUUUAUUAACUCACAGUAUACACUACAGUCUCCAGGCUUACGGAAUCUCCGACAUUAAUAUUUGAAUAAAUUAUGAAAAAUGAAUCACUGACUGGCCAUGUGGGAUUUCCUAUUUUAGAGAAAGUUAAGGAUCGCGGUUUUCCAAUGAGCAUAUAUUAGCAUUUUUUGUUGUUAGUCCAUAGCUUCUUAUUGAGCGUUUGGACCCUGAAACAGUAUAUGACCUUCCAUGCAUGGUGGUGCGUGACAUCAGACUAAACAGCCGAAUACAGCUAUUAUAAACUAGAUACGGUCUAUCUGUAUUUUUUUUAUUUCACCUCUUGGAUUUAAUCUGUCACUGGGAUGCUGGGAUUGCCUUCUCUACAAAGGAUGCUUGUGAUGAUGAAUUAUUGACCAAAUCAAGGCAAAGCAUCAUGUUUCAAGGUUCCCUACUAGGAAAAGCCUUCAGCAGUGCACCUUUGAUGCCUUAAUAUUUUGUCUCUGUAGGCAGCCCAGAGGUUUUGGAACAGUGUCCUAGAUUUUUUACUAGAUUGACAUUUUCUGUUUUGAUUUUUUGUGAUCAAGGGUUAUGCAGAUUAUAUUUGAUUUUUUUUCUUCCUGCAUUUAAACAAGUGUCCCAUAUUUGCCAUCAGGGCUUCAAAUUAACAGGCUCCAGGCACCUCCUGUUUCAAUCAUACGAGACCAAGUCCUGUCUACUUGAAUGAGGGAAUAAAGAUAUCUUUUAAAUCGCCAAGAUCACAAUACAACAGCAUAUUUCGAACCAAAAAUGAAUGAUGUCAACCAUAACUUUUGUUUCAUAAAACACCAGUGUGUAAUUUUUUGGAGGAUCAUAUUGGCCGAAAUGCAAUAUAAUAUACAUAACUAUGUCUUCAGAGGUGUAUAUAGAGCUUACACAAUGAAGCGUUAUGUAUUUUUUAUAUUUUAUUACCUUAGAAUGAGCCAUUUCUAUCACACCGCAGGUCGCCUUGCAUACAAUUCGCCGUGUUAUGUCAGGCGUCAUAAUGUUUUGAACUCAAGGGGAGGGGUGAAGUGAUCGGUUGGUUGCAAUCCGCAACCAUGCCACUAGAUUUCACUGACUGGACCUUUAUGCUCAAGUUGUGUUGCAUUUUCCCUCAUUCAUAGUAAUAGAACUGCUGGUUUUUUUUUAAAUCUUUGAUUUAAAACUUAAAUUUGAUUUGAACCUAAGGGCUGCCCUGUUUACUUUAUUUGAACACUUAAGAUUACAAGUAGCUAAAUACAAGCUGUACAAUAAUGGAACAAAAUAGAAACAUUGAUGUUAAAGUUAUAGUUCACCCCCAAAAAAAGAUUAUGUCAUCAUUUAUUCACCCUCUUGUCAUUUCAAACGUGUGUGACUUUCUUUCUUCUGCAGAACACAAAAGAAGAUAUUUUGAAGAAUGUCGUUAGCUAGCCCCCAUUCACUUGCAUUGGUUUUGUGUCCAUACAUUAGAAGUAAAUGGGGGGCGUUCUGUUACCUGCAUUCUUCAAUAAAAAAUAUUUUGUGUUCUGCCGAAGAAAGAACGUCAUAAAGGUUUGAAAUGACAAUAGGAUGAGUAAAUGACAGAAUUUUCAUAUUUGGGUGAACUUUAAUUUUAAGGCCCUUUUAAAUGCUGUAAGCAUACUGUUUUUAGAAUACUCAUAUUUUUGGAUGUGUAUGAAAUGCAAGAUAAGGUGUGAUCAUGAAUUGGAAAAUAUGCCGUUAAAACUUUUUCCGCAAUCUGAGACUUUUAUAUUUUUGGAACAGUGUCUGAUUCUGUAGGGAUUAUACACUGAUUUCAAGUUUGGUUUGCUUAAAGAUUUUCUUGUCCAAGCAAUGUAUCUAUGCAAGUUUAUACAACUUGAUGAUAAAAAAGUGUGGCUUCUGUUGUCUUGAAUUCACAAAGUUCCAGUUGCAAGUUUCUAGCUAGAAGAAGAAAUAUAUCAAUGUUGAAAAGAAAGUUGAUACUUUUCUGAAAAGCCUUUGUGGAAAUAUUGAGAACUGGGCACAAAUAUUUUAAAGUGAUUUCUUGCUUUAAAUAGAUUUUAGGGUAUGAUAAUAUUCUGAUGUUAGCAUCUUGCCUGCAAAGUCUGAAAUAGCUUGCAGAUUUUUUAAAGCUGUUGAGCCAUUGAGCCUUUAUCAUUUAAAAAUAUUGAAAAAGGGCACCAGUCAUAUUUGUUGCUGGAAGAUUUGUAGCUCAUUUCCUUAAAAUCCUUAGUGAGAUUUCCUCAGCUGACAUUUUAAAUUGAUGUAAUGCGAUAUGUAAAGCAAGCUGCCAUAUUGAAGGAGAUUAUCAAUUUGAUUGUCUCUCCUUCGUAACGUUUUGUUAGCCCUAAAAAUCUCUAUAUUCACAAAGUUGACUACUAUUUAGUAGCCUUUUUGAUUGUUAGUCACAUUUAUGCUAGGUAGCAACUUGCAUUAUCAUGUUUUAGCCUUAAAGUUUGAAGUACCUCACUAGUUCUUCUUCUGUAGCCUAAUGUUUUUUUUGUUUUUUGUUUGUGUUCUUAAAAAUAUUUACUUAUAUCCUUUUAUCCUCCAACUUUUGUGAUGUUCAGAGAUAAAACCUUUAUGCAUACACAGAGAAAAACUGUUGUACAUAAAAUGGCAAAUGUGAAGGAUAUCUUCUUUACACAGAUGUUCAACAAUAAUUCUUAGUCUCAAUUAUGCUCCUCUGGUUAAUUUUACAGACUUAGAUAAUUGAAUUAAAGUUUUUAACGCCUUCACCAAUAUUUUAAGCAUCAGUCUUCGAAAAAACAAUCAGUGUGAUAAAUGGAAGCAAAGCACAGCAACUAUGUCAGUUAUAAAUAGCACAUGUUGAGCAAAACCUAAUUGUCAUGACAAUUGUCAACAUUCUCCAUUUCAUGUGCAUCAAAGUACUGUAAUGCAUAUGCAUACAUGUAUAUAUUGACAAUCGUGCCAAGCAGGUUUUUAGACCAUUGAACAGAGUAGAUAUAGAAAAAUAUGUACUUGAUGUAUGUGCUUAAAAAUCCCAUAUUGGUGUAUUCCAUUAAUUUGUAUGCAUGUUUUAGUAACAGUCAUCAUUUCAUGGUUUUUAUGUGCAUUGUUUAUAAAACAUACAUUUUUUGUAAUAUGAUCGUUUUUCUUGAGGACAGUUGAAAUGAUACUUCAUUCAGGCUGUUCAUUCAGUUGGUGAUUAUUUGGUUCUCUCAUUUUGGGUAGCAUAGCCUUGUUUUCCUAUUUAAAAUGCCAUUUGUUUCACAGUAUCAGAACAUAUUGUGGAAAUACUUCUAGAAAUACACUAUAGAUCAUACAAUCAGCCAAAUAUUGUGUUGUUCCUUUUUGUAAAAUUUGCUUGUUGCACAAGACUUGGCUUUGCCAUUUUGUUUUUGUAUUUACAUAUUAAUCUCACUUGAACUCUGUACUCUAUUUGUAUGUAUCAGUAUCAGGCUUUUGUGUAUUCCAGAUAUCAUUAUUAUUUAUACCAACUUCAAAAAAGGAAAAUUGGGACCUUAGGCGUGCACAUUUAUCAUUACUUCUAAAAUUGGUUUUGUCUUUCAAUUUUCCGUCGGUGGCCUUUUAAUGUAUGUGUUCGUUUUUGAUACAUCAUAAAGAAAAUAUGACUUUUAUUCAUCGUAAAUCGGCACCAAAUUGCAUUUGUACAGUUAUGACGUUGUAAAAUUGCAUGUAUGUGAUGUCUUGGUCAAACACAAAAAUACAACCACAAAAAAUUAAACAUGACCUUUAAUGUCAGUGCCACUAACACUGUGAAAUUCAAAUGUAUUCUUGUUAAUGGUUUUUAUGUUUUCCUGUUUAUAUUUGCAUUUUAUUUAAAUGUCAAGAAAAUUUAAAUCCACUGUUGAAAACUAUAAAAUAUUAAAUUAAUUCAUAAAUUAAUUUCUUUUUGUAUUGGCCAAAUAUACAUACAAGUACAGCUUGGAUGGGGGAGAUUUUGUAUUACCUUUUUAAAUCUGUUACAAUAUUUUUUUCUUGGUUGAUUUAUGAUUUUUAAAAAGAACAUUUUAACAGAGUAUAAUUAGCUAAACAAAUGAUAUACAUUUUUUAAGUAAAUAAGCAUUACUAAUUUGCUAAUCCACUGCUUAAGUGUUACUUUCUUUUAUUGCUUAAUACAAAUGUAUACAUUACAAAAGAUAUCAUGUUAAUUUGCUUAGCAAAAAUGUAAUAAAAACAAAACACGGACUUGUAA
This is a messenger RNA of Triplophysa dalaica, 6985 nucleotides long. RefSeq names its product ring finger protein 144aa (gene rnf144aa). Gene Ontology annotation, cellular component: ubiquitin ligase complex; cytoplasm; Golgi apparatus. The coding region runs from base 706 to 1614 and encodes 302 amino acids. The record is from RefSeq and is a predicted model, not a curated record. Lineage: Eukaryota; Metazoa; Chordata; Actinopteri; Cypriniformes; Nemacheilidae. The transcript is spliced from 9 exons. Gene Ontology annotation, biological process: ubiquitin-dependent protein catabolic process; protein polyubiquitination; positive regulation of proteasomal ubiquitin-dependent protein catabolic process. Gene Ontology annotation, molecular function: zinc ion binding; ubiquitin protein ligase activity; ubiquitin conjugating enzyme binding.